Molecule: messenger RNA, 1852 nt
Organism: Zalophus californianus (California sea lion)
Lineage: Eukaryota; Metazoa; Chordata; Mammalia; Carnivora; Otariidae
Gene: TRIM40
Product: tripartite motif containing 40
Exons: 5
Coding region: 883-1824 (313 amino acids)
Molecular function (GO): zinc ion binding
Source: RefSeq, a predicted model, not a curated record
CACCUCUCCCCCAGUGUUCCCGACACACGGGCAUUGUCCAAACUGGCACUCGGGAAAGAGAGCCGUUCACCUGCUGGCCCUCUGUCCAGACAGCCCGGAAGACGUCCUGGAGUGGAGCCCAAGGGAGCUUCUCGGGAGGAGGACCAGGCAAGCGGUUUGCGGAUGCAGGAGUGAGGAUGUUUAAGAUAAGUGCGGCCGUCUUGGCCCCUCUUUGGAGACACUCUGAAAGGAAGGGAAAAGGCCUUCAGACUUUGCACAGGUCCCUGGUCUGCUCCACACGCCCUGUUCUCUUUCUCUUUCUCUCUCACCGUGGAAUCCAUGUAACCCCAGAAAGGAUGUUGGCUGAGAGAAAGAGACACGGAUGCAAUGGCUGGACUCGGUGGCAGUAGCCAAAUUCUUGGGCUGUUGCCACGAGCCUCCUGCUGUCCCGUGUGGGGGAGGACACACCGAGCCCCUGCCGCACUGUCUCCACCUUGGGCCCGUCAGCAAAGACAACCAGCUUCAAAGUUCAUGACGCUCUGGCCUUGUCACUCUGAGCUGAGCAAACACAGAAAGCUCUGAGAGGAAAACAGUGGCUUCUGAAUCGCCGGUUUGCUCCCGACGUGUGACAAAUAAGAAGAGAUUUUCAGCGGCUGGAGGGAGCGCAUCAAGGCUGAGCAGAGAGCUUUGCCACGGGUGCAGACUGGGGCGUGCGUGGUCGGGCUGUGGUUCCAGCCACAGAGAGAGCAGGCAGUUGCCUGACGUUGGGGGCCGAGCCGAGCUCUCUUCGCUGCCGGGGGGCUGCCCCCCCAGCUGGGCCUUCUUGUCUGGACUGCCUUGGUUCAGGCCCUCCAAAACCCAGUGGGAGAAGGAGGCCCUGGGGCCGGGAGGCCAGCAGAGGCCAUGGUUCCCCCACAGGAGGAUGGCCGGGGAGAGGGCAUCUGCCCCAUCUGCCAGGAGCUCCUGAAGGACGCUGUGAGCACCGAGUGCAGACACCACUUCUGUCGAGGGUGCCUGGCUCGGCACGUGGUGAAGGCCUCAGCCUCCGGAGCCCUCCGCUGUCCCCUGUGCCGGAAGCCCUGUUCCGAGGGGGUGCUGGGGGCGGGCUACCUCUGCUCCAGCCACCAGAAGAAAGUGUGCUAUUUCUGUGAGGAGAGCAGACUUCUUCUGUGCGGGGAGUGCCUGGUGUCGCCUGAGCACCAGGGGCACCAUGAGCUGGCCAUUGAAGAUGCACUCAGCCACUACAAGGAACGGCUCAGCCGCAGGAGGAGGAGACUCCGAAGAGACCUGAGGGCGCUCUGCCGGCUCAGAGCGCAGGAAGAGGAGAAGCUGUGGGCAGUGCAGGCCCAGGUAGGCUGUGGGACCUGCAGGCUGGAGGCUGAGCUGGAGAGCCAGCCACAGAGCAGGAGGGAGCAGGAUGCCCCCCUCAAGCAGUGGCCAGACCUGCUGGAGGACACGCCGGCCCCGGGUGCCAGAAUCCUGGACGUGUCGCGGGCCACAGCGCAGCUCCGCAGCCUGGUCGCCGCUCUGGACAAGACCACCAAGGGACUGGGCAUGGACACGCUGAAGGAGGCCAGAGACUUACUGGACAGGAGCACACCACAGAAAUUAGAGGCUGUGUACCCCCAGCUGGAGAAAAGAAUCCAGCCGUGCCUUCUGCCAUCCUCAGCGGCUCCAACCUGCCCAUUCCCGGGCCACCUUGCCUCAGACUCGCCUUCACCUCCUGGCUCUCCCUCUCCCAGCCCAUCCAGCCCCCCACGAGGUCAGCCCAGGAUGUCCUCACCACCCCCAUCUCCCGAACAUGAGCCCCUGAGCUCAUCCCCGCAGCUGGGACCCGAUGCCUGAGCGUCUGACCCAGGCACGGGGGUCAUGG